This is a messenger RNA of Leptopilina heterotoma, 2753 nucleotides long. Its product is annotated as lachesin-like. The transcript has 11 exons. Bases 243 to 1556 code for a protein of 437 amino acids. Lineage: Eukaryota; Metazoa; Arthropoda; Insecta; Hymenoptera; Figitidae. The record is from RefSeq and is a predicted model, not a curated record. Gene Ontology annotation, cellular component: neuron projection.
CCGGUAUUCUUCAAUACAUAUGGUUUGGUUGCGAAAUGCCCACCCACCAAUCGAAUCACGUGCGUCGCGGCGACGUGUUCUAAUAUCAACUCUCGCCUUAAAUGUGAUUUCCUCCAUUUUCAAAAUUUUCCCAAGUAAUUCAAGUCAAAGAAAUACUGGGAGAAUGGCCUGUCCUUCAUAUCAAAUACAAUUAUCACAUUUGCAGAAUCUAAGAAUCGUGGAUUCAUGAAAAUUAUGCUAAGAUGAUAGUACGAGAAAAAACGUUAAUUGUGGUGUUACUUGCACUUUUGAUUUACACUGAAGAUAAUUUAGGUAGAGCAUUUCAACCGGAAUUUAUCACUCCUAUUACUAACGUAACGGUAGCAAUUGGAAGAGAUGCAGUUUUUACUUGUUUAGUGGAACAUUUAGGAGGUUACAGGGUAGGAUGGGUGAAAGCAGAUACAAAAGCCAUUCAAGCAAUUCACGAUCAUGUAAUAACUCAUAAUCCACGAGUGUAUGUGUCACGUGGCGAUCAUUCGACAUGGAGCUUGCAUAUAAAAGGUGUCCAAUUAGAAGAUGCAGGCGUGUAUAUGUGCCAAAUAAAUACUGAUCCAAUGAAAAGCCAGACAGGUGUCUUAACUGUACUUGUACCUCCGGAUUUUUUGUCAGGAGAAACAUCAAGUGAUGUCAUGGUCAGAGAAGGCGGACAAGUAACAUUAACUUGUCACGCGAAAGGAGUUCCAAAACCCACAGUCAGUUGGCGUCGAGAAGAUGGAAAGGACAUAGUGUUACGUCAAGUACAUUUGGGAAAAGCCAUUCAAAAACCAAAUAAAAUUGUUGUUUCAGAAUAUAAAGGAGAAGAGUUAAAAUUAAUAAACGUUCUUCGACAUGAAAUGGGUGCCUACUUCUGUAUUGCUAGUAAUGGAGUUCCUCCUGCUGUCAGCAAACGUAUCAUCGUUAAUAUACAUUUUCCUCCAAUAAUUCAUGUGCCUAAUCAACUAGUUGGAGCUCCCCUAGGGACUGAUGUAGAUUUGGAAUGUUUUGUCGAAGCAUCACCAAAGGCGAUAAAUUAUUGGGUCGAAGAUAAGGGUUCAAUGAUUAUUUCCAACAUGAGACACGAUGUUCAAACAACAAUUAAAUCACCGUUUGAAGUCCGGAUGAAAUUAACCAUCCGAAAUAUACAAAGGCAAGAUUUGGGCUCUUAUCGUUGUGCAGCAAAGAAUUCUUUGGGAGAGAUGGAAAGCAAUAUUCGUUUAUAUGAAAUUUCGGGACCCUCGAAAACACAGACUGUACUUCUACCAGCUCUUUCUGAUGAGAAACAAGAUGAAGAUGAUGUUAGUGUUAUUAUUGUUGGUGCGAAUAAUAUAGAAAAAAAAGAAAAUAAACCAGUAGACAAUACAGUUCAUGGACAUAUAGGAUACACAACAGCUUCCACAAUACCAUCUACCGCUAAGAUAAAUAAAAAACAUCACUCUAAUCCUAAAAUUUCAUUAUCGAGGGGCAUCAAAAUACAUUCCAAUAAUAAUAUUUUUAAGAUGCUAUUAAUUGUGCUUGCAAAUCUCAAAUGGCAACAGUGAGAAAUCAAAGCAUUUAAUGCUCUUUAUACAUUAUAUAUUAUAAACGGCUUGAUGAUCCAUUAAUAUGGGUUCUGUUAUAUACACAUCAAAUAAAAUAUACCUCAAAAAAAAGCAAGAAAGAUGAAAAAGGAGUCUAUGUAAGAUUUUUAUCAAUAAAAUGUUAAGGGUUGUAAAAUUUCUUUUACAAAAUCUAUAUAAACAGUAUCAAAGAAGAUAAAGAAAUUAUGUUCUAUUUAAUAUUAUAUAAAAUAUAUGUAUAAUAAGAUAACAUGUGUUUUCUUUUAUUUCAGACAAUAUAGUUAUAUAAAGAAAUAAUUUAUAUAAAUGUUAAAGGAAAUCUGAAAAUGCUAUAUUAUUUUUAAAACCUAGAUUGAUCUAGUUUGCUUUUUAAUUUAAUGUUACAAAAAAAAUUUACAUUCUGAAAAGGUUAAUCUUAUUUAUGAAUUUCAAUGACAAUAGGAGUAAUAUGGGGCAACAUAAUUAGUUUUACAUUCAAAUAUGUACAUGUAUUUAAAUACAUAUAUAUCUAAGGAUAAAAAACUGUUAAUAUUUUUUAUUAAUGUUACAAUAUUUUCUCACAAUAAUUACGUUUGACUUCGAAUUUAACUGAAUAAUUUUAGUGUAUUUGUAAAAUAUUAAGUAAUUCUAUGAGCUAGUACGAGAGUAUAAUCCCAAUCAGAAAUCGGCUACUGGCGCAGUACUGGUACCUAUAGUAUUAGCGCCAGAGAAGGCUUAACUUUCGAAUGAUAACAUUUUGCCAGUACUGAUCCAGUAUUAAAAUUACUUUUAUUGAAAUAAGUUUGUAAAAAAUAUUUUUAUCUCAUUCUUUCAUAAUUUUUUAAAAAGUAAUUUUUAUAAUUAUUAAUUUUUUAUUAUUAUUGUUAUUAAUUAUUCAAAAUUACAUUUCACUUUAUAUUAUUAACAUUGAAAAUAUAACACUUUGAAUUAAGAUUGAAAAAUCUCGCACACAUGGGGGAUCGAACCCUAGACCUUGAGGGACACGAACCGAAUACGCGGAUCGCACAGCUACGUAAGCGAUGUGGUACUGUAAUUUCUGAUUGGGAUAUGAUAAAAAGAUGUCUUAAGUUAUUGUAAGAAUUUUGAAUUGUAAAUACAAAACAAAAAUUCUCUUUGUACCUGGUUCUUGAUUUUAUUUUUAGUUUUUAUUUCUAAAAUGAUGUAAAUAAAACAGUUAAC